UUAUUUUAGUUGAGAUCAGUUGGGAUACGAGUGGACCGGUUCCGUGUUCCAGUCUUGCGUCGUUCGUUGAUAAGUCAACACCGACGAUAAUAAUUAUUAUUAUCAAAAUUAUUUUUUAACUUUGAAUUUAAUUUUUUGAUCUAUUUUUUGUUAUUUCAUCAAUCACCUGUUGUUGUUAUUCAACAUAGUAAAAAUACUUUAAACUCAUUCGAAAUAGUCAAUUUUAAAUUGUCAGGAAGAUGAUUCGAGGCUCAAUCGUUGCCAAGGGAAGGUCGAUUCUGCCCAGAGCUGUAAUCAAAGGGGAGGAUAAAAUUAAUAGGAAAUGUUUAACAACGUCAACAUGUGUUGAACCAAAAGGUCCAACAGUUGCUACAAAUAUUCCUGGUCCACAAUCGAAAAAAUUAAUUCAAGAUUUGAGCAAAUUUCAUCAAUCAGCAACGGUUCAAUUAUUUGCUGAUUAUGAAAAAUCAUCUGGUAAUUAUAUUGUCGAUGUUGAUGGCAAUACACUUCUCGAUGUUUAUAUGCAAAUAUCAUCAAUGCCAUUGGGAUACAAUCAUCCAGCAAUGUUGGAAGCAUUGCAAAAUCCAAAAAAUCAGCGAGCAAUUGUUAAUAGACCAGCACUUGGUGUAUUUCCCGGUGCUGAUUGGGGUAAUAAAGUAAAAGAUAUAUUAUUACAAUCAAGUGUUGCACCACCUGGUCUUGAUCAUAUAACAACAAUGAUGUGUGGUUCAUGUUCAAAUGAAAAUGCAUUUAAAAAUAUAUUUAUAUGGUAUGCUGAAAAACAACGUGCUGGUUUAACAUUUUCAAAAGAAGAAAUUGAUACAUGUAUGAUUAAUAAAAGUCCAGGUUCUAAAAAAUAUUCAAUAUUAUCAUUUCAUGGUGCAUUUCAUGGACGUACACUUGGUUCAUUAUCAACAACACAUUCAAAAUAUAUACAUAAAAUUGAUGUACCAGCAUUUGAUUGGCCAAUAGCAUCAUUUCCACAAUAUAAAUAUCCACUUGAAGAUAAUAUUAAUCACAAUAAAAAUGAAGACAAACGUUGUCUCAAUGAAAUUGAAGAUUUAAUUAAUAAAUAUAAUAAUGAAAAAAAUAUACCAGUUGCUGGUAUUAUUAUUGAACCAAUACAAGCUGAAGGUGGUGAUAAUCAUGCAUCAUCAGAAUUUUUUCAAUCAUUAAGAAAACUAUCUAAUAAAUAUGGUUCAGCAUUAUUAAUUGAUGAAGUACAAACUGGAGGUGGACCAACUGGUAAAAUGUGGUGUCAUGAACAUUUUAAUUUAUCAACACCACCAGAUAUUGUUACAUUUAGUAAAAAAAUGCAAAUUGGUGGUUAUUAUCAUACACUUGAUAUGACACCAAAACAAGGAUACAGAGUAUUUAAUACAUGGAUGGGUGAUCCAAGUAAAUUAAUAUUACUUGAAGCUAUUAUUGGUGUUAUUAAACGUGAUAAAUUACUUGAAAAAGUUGCUAAAGUUGGUGAUUAUACAUUAAAACAAUUGAAAAUUAUGGAAAAAGAAUAUUCAAAUAUUAUUAAUUCAUCAAGAGGUAAAGGAACAUUUAUAUCAUUUGAUGGUGCAACACCACAAAUACGUGAUAAUAUUGUUAAAAAAUUAUUAACCAAAGGAGUUCAAGCAGGUGGUUGUGGUACAAAUGCUGUUCGUCUACGUCCAGCUCUGACAUUUGAUCAUCAUCAUGCUGAUAUAUUUUUGGAUGCUCUACGCAGUGUUCUCAGGGAAUAAAAUAUAUUUAUAGAAAAGAAGUCUUCCAUAUACUAUUAUUAUCUAUUUUAUUUUUUGGCUUUUUUCUUGAUAAAAAGACAAAGAAAAAAAUAUAUAUUAAAUUAUUAAUUGAUAACGACAUUUAUAUAUCUCUUGUCUUUCUAAUAAUUAUUAUAUUUACAUAUAAAAUAUUAUCAAUGUCUUCCAUUUACAGAUAAAUAAAUAAUAAUCAAAUAUUAUAAUUAUAUUAAUAUAUUAUGUUUAAUAAUCAUACAAAGUAAUAAUAAUAAUUUGUGACAUUAAAAAAGCUACAAAAUUAAAAAAAUAAAAUUAUAAUUUUUGUGUUAUUUUACAAAGAAUUUCAGACAAAUGUUCAAAAUUUGGAUCUCGACUUUUUCUCUUCAUGUAUUCGAUGGUUUUUGCCUGAAAAAAAAUUUAAAUUUUUAAUUAUUUUUGUGAAAUUUAAUGGUGUUUCUAUCGCUCAAGGAUGAAUUUAAAUAAAAAAGAAUUUUCAAGUAUAGAAAAAAAAAAAACUCACUCUCAUUUUUGGAUCAGCACAUCCAUGUUUUUGUGAUAAAUUCCAUAAACUAACAGCCAAAUUAGCCAUACUGGAUUUCGUUAAAUCACCUCUCAUUAAAAUUCUUCCAAAUAAUUCAACAGCCAUUGCACUUUGUUUAUCAAACUGUUCAGUAUUUCCAAGAUGCUUUAAAAAUCCCAAUAUUUCAUUUAAAAUAAUACCACAAAUUUUGUCAACUUCACCAAUAUAUUUAUCAUCACUUCCAUAUAAUUUAUCAUUUGAAUCAACUUUAUCAACAUGAUAUGGAUAAUUUUCACGAGUCAUUGUUGCCAAUAAAUCCAACACUUUAAGAUAAAAUUGAUAUUUAACAAUUGAAUUAUCAUCAAAAUAACGUUUAACAACAUUUAAUAAACCUCUCAUUAAAUAUAAUACACCAUUAUCUGGACUAUCAGGAACAACAAGUAGUGUUGAUAAAAAAUUUGAUAAAUAUCCAAUUAAAAAUAUAUCAGAAGUUUUUUUACGUCCAUCAAUAUCAAUAAUUUUUGGCAUAUCUUGUACAAGUGUUAAUGCUGCUUUAAAACAAGCAUCAGCUUGUCCAUAGCAUUGAUUUAAUAAUGCAAUUUGUCCAGAUAAUAAAUAUAAUUGUAAACGUAUUUGUACAUUUUUUAAUGAUGGUAUUGUUAUAAAUGAAUAUGCAGCACAUGCACGUACAAAUGCUGAUGUUCUUCUUGUAUGAUAACCACGUACAAUUUUUCUUGUUUCAAUUGAUUGAUGAUUAACACAUUGUACUAAUUGUAUAUUAACAAUAUCUAAAUUUGUAAAUAUACCUCUUGAUUCAACAUAAAAAUUUAAUUGUUUUUCAAAAUCUCUAUCAUAAUUAACACGUUGAAUAAAUAAACAUAUUAAAUUACCAAUUUGACGUUUUUCAUCAUCAACAGUUAAUGCUGUAACACUAUCAUGCAUUAUUUUAGUUAAAAAUAUUAAUGAAUUAAUAAUAAUUGGAUCAAUAAUAAUACCAUGUUGUUUAUAAAAUGUAUCAAUAAUAUUUUUACAAACAUCAAUUUUAAUAUUUUCUUUAUGAAAUAAAUCAAUUAUUGGCAAAAA
Aphidius gifuensis is the source of this 3336-nucleotide messenger RNA. RefSeq names its product 4-aminobutyrate aminotransferase, mitochondrial. The record is from RefSeq and is a predicted model, not a curated record. Gene Ontology annotation, molecular function: pyridoxal phosphate binding. Gene Ontology annotation, cellular component: mitochondrion. Bases 240 to 1736 code for a protein of 498 amino acids. The transcript is spliced from 5 exons. NCBI's taxonomy places the organism in Eukaryota, Metazoa, Arthropoda, Insecta, Hymenoptera, Braconidae. Gene Ontology annotation, biological process: GABA catabolic process.